UUUGACAGUCUUCCCAAUUUCGCAGAAUUCGUGACAUUAAUAGCAAUACUGUUGCGUGUUGCGAUUUGCAUGUGACGCUAUUAAAUUGAAUUGCUUUUUCUGGAUUUGCAAGGAACAAGUAUAGUCUUAGAGAAGAGAAGAGUGAUGGCAGCCGCUGAAACUAAUGGAAAUCCGGCCUUGUCCACAGUGGCGCCGCUUGCGCCGGUCACCAGCGAGCGCCCGGUGCGCACAGAUCUCGAAACUUCCAUUCCCAAACCCUAUAUGGUGAGAGGAUUGGUUACUCCAGAUAUGGAACACCCUGAUGGAACUCCUGGGCAUAGCCAUGGUGAUAUGAGUCCCCUGCAGCAGCAUGUUGCUUUCUUUGAUCUAGACGGCAAUGGUAUCGUUUAUCCAUGGGAAACCUAUGCUGGAUGCCGGAAAGUUGGACUCAAUUUCUUUAUAUCACUUUUCCUGGGUAUUUUUGUCAAUUUGUCAAUGAGUUAUCCUACUCUCCCAGGAUGGCUUCCCUCUCCUCUAUUCCCCAUAUACAUAGCUAAUAUCCACAAGGCAAAACACGGAAGUGAUUCUGAAACUUAUGACACGGAAGGAAGAUACUCCCCUACGAAAUUCGAGAGCAUCUUUAGCAAGUACGGAAAAACUUAUCCAGAUAAGCUUACAUUCAGAGAAGUGUGGAACAUGACGGAAGCCAACAGAAAUGCCUUGGACUUCCUUGGAUGGAUUUUAAGCAAAAUUGAAUGGAUUGUCCUCUACAUUCUAGCUAGAGAUCGAGAAGGUUUGCUGUCGAAAGAGGCCGUCAGGCGCUGCUUCGACGGCAGUUUGUUCGAGUACUUUGCCAGGAUGCAAACGCAGGGUGACCAAAAGAUGGAGUGAAUGGAGUUAUGGUUAGUAUAACAUUUAAAAUAAUCAAGAUAGUGCAUAUAUAUGCUAGUCUCCUAGGUAUUGUUAUGUUAAGUGUGUAUGCAAUUGUGAGAUUGAAGUAAUGUUGUUUCUUUAUAUAUAGUACUCUUUUUAUAA
This is a messenger RNA of Salvia hispanica, 1014 nucleotides long. Lineage: Eukaryota; Viridiplantae; Streptophyta; Magnoliopsida; Lamiales; Lamiaceae. The record is from RefSeq and is a predicted model, not a curated record.